GCUCUGAGUAGCACUAUUCUCUUCCACACAGCCUUAGCAAUUGCAAAGGGAGAUGGCUCUCUCACUACUUAUCAGCUUCGCCACUGCUGUGGGCGCCUCUGAAGGCAUUAAGGCUUCCAUGGCCAGAUCGCGUCGAGAAGAGCAUCGAAGUCGAAAGAACAACCUUAUAUUGCACUGUCCCAAGUCGUCACAGUUCAGCCCUUACCUCGAAGGACGUCAAGUCGUCCUUUCUGGCGAUAGACUAUUUGUGGACACCGGCACAGCUCAUGAUGUUCCUUUUGGUCACCCGUUCGAGGGCUAUUAUCUUCCUUACCCGGACUCACGCUUCUCGGGGCUAGUGAGCACUAUUACCCAUGAGGCACCUAUCAUGAAUUGGAUAUUCGUCGAUCCCGUCACAUAUCAAGUCCGCUUUGGCAACCGUGCCAUUGCCGAUGGUAAUGUGACUGGGCCGUGGGAAUGU
Colletotrichum acutatum is the source of this 460-nucleotide messenger RNA. RefSeq lists its product as uncharacterized. The record is from RefSeq and is a predicted model, not a curated record. The annotation marks the transcript as partial. NCBI's taxonomy places the organism in Eukaryota, Fungi, Ascomycota, Sordariomycetes, Glomerellales, Glomerellaceae. The transcript is spliced from 2 exons.